GGACUGAACCAGGACUAAACCAGGACUAAACCAGGACUGAACCAGGUCUAGACCAGGACUAAACCAGGACUAAACCGGGACUACAACAAAACUAAGUGCUGUAUUUAAAUGACUCUUGUGUUUUGUGUUUGCAGAAGCCUCCAGCUCCCAAAAGGCUCCGGUGGAGCAGCUCAGUCUAAACGUGGAGUUGACGUGUGGACGUGUUGUGUCGUGUUUCAGGAACGUGAUGAGCUCAGCAUCACUCAACUGUCGCCUGAAUCUCAGAGAAAUAACAACGACCGGACAGAAUGUGGAAUAUAACACCCGAAUUAAUCAGUUGAUCAUGAGGAUUCGAUCUCCCAGAUCCACGGCGAUGAUCUCAGGACGAGGACACCUGAGCUGCACCGGAGCACACAGUUUGGAUGACGCGCACGCCGCCGCUCGGAGAUUCGCGCGGAUCGUUCAAAAGCUGGGAUUCCCUGUCACCUUCUCCAAGUACAAGGUGCACAACGUCUUGUCGGUCUCCCAGACGUUCCCCGUCCGACUGGAUGGUCUUCACGAGGAGCUCCGAGGAUGUUCCAGUUAUGAGCCGGAGCUGUUCCCUGGCCUCUACUUUCACUGUGAAAAAGUCAGGAUCUGUGUCUUCCACAACGGGAAGAUGAAUUUCACGGGGAGCUCAGACCUGACUGCAGACACCAGAGUGUUCCAGAGGUUGUACCGGCUCUGUGCAAGGCCAGGAGUGACAACCAAAUAUAAACACCGAUUUUAUUAUUAGAAUUUUAUUAAUACAGAUUAUUAUAUUUAAUUAUUUUAUUGAUAUUGAAUAUUUGUUUGUUGAAAAU
Molecule: messenger RNA, 821 nt
Organism: Boleophthalmus pectinirostris (great blue-spotted mudskipper)
Lineage: Eukaryota; Metazoa; Chordata; Actinopteri; Gobiiformes; Gobiidae
Exons: 6
Coding region: 227-754 (175 amino acids)
Biological process (GO): DNA-templated transcription initiation
Molecular function (GO): DNA binding; RNA polymerase II general transcription initiation factor activity
Source: RefSeq, a predicted model, not a curated record